AUGAUAGACCGUGUAUUGGGCAACAAUAUCAUGGGAGACAUCCUUAUGGGCGUGCAUCGUUACGUUACAAAGCAGCCCAUAGAUAUGCUCUGGCCGGAAAUGGACGCGGACCGCGUUGAGGCUUUCCACAAGGACGUCGCCAGUGGCAGAUACAACAUCAAUCCUCAGCAAGUGUUGUCGGUCACGUCGAUAGCCGCGGUCAAGGGGCAAGACAAGCCAGACUACAUCUUCCAUUCCUGCGGCAUGGAUGAUGCAAAGCCAAAGUCAGCUAAUCAGACUGGUUUUGGUUACGGUGGCAAGUCCGUCCCAUGCCUGGUAUCUCCAGGACGACUUUGUGUGGGUUAUCCUGGGAAUAAUGUGCCCAAUGGUACAGGCGUGGCUGCCGAUGCAGAAGAACUGAGAGCUUUUACGGUCGAGGGUAACGUUGGAGGGGAUACUGGUCGCAGGCGGAACCUGGUCACUGCAAAUCCAUAUGGCUUCUUUAAGCCCGGGCGUGGCAGCAAGGUUGGGUUUACUGCUAGACGAGACGCCCAACCCGACGGAAUGCGUAAGAUGACUCGCUAG
Microdochium trichocladiopsis is the source of this 564-nucleotide messenger RNA. RefSeq lists its product as uncharacterized. Lineage: Eukaryota; Fungi; Ascomycota; Sordariomycetes; Xylariales; Microdochiaceae. The transcript has 2 exons. The record is from RefSeq and is a predicted model, not a curated record. The coding region runs from base 1 to 564 and encodes 187 amino acids.